Molecule: messenger RNA, 1614 nt
Organism: Ostreobium quekettii
Lineage: Eukaryota; Viridiplantae; Chlorophyta; Ulvophyceae; Bryopsidales; Ostreobiaceae
Source: the annotation of a GenBank genome assembly
AUGGACAACUGUGAACACCCUUUAACAAGAAGGCAGGAAAUCGAAAGUGCCGCUGCCGUCACAGAGCUGCAAAGGCAGGUCAAGGCCCUGAAGCGCAAGAAAUAUGAGGCACUGUGUGAUCGCCUGCGGGAGAUCUCGCGCCUGAAGGAGGUGUCGCGGGUGUUACAGUGGGACCAGAGCAUCUGCUUGCCCAGGGGUGGAGGGGAGGCGAGGGGCAAGCAGCUAGCAGCUGUGGCGGGCAUUGUGCAUGAAAAGGAGACCUCACAGGAAGUGGGCGAUCUGAUCAGUGAGCUGAUGGAGGUGUCGUUAGAGGGCCUAAACGACUUCGAGAGGGCCGUUGUGAGAGAUGCACACAUUGAAUGGGACAGGGGCAACAGAUUGACAAAAGAAUUGGCAAUGGCAAGGAUAGAGCGGGCAAACCAGGCAGCACAAAAAUGGCUGGAGGCAAAGGAGAAAAACGAUUUCAUGAUCUUUGCCCCUUCCCUGCAGGAGAUGGUGGAGAUCAGCAAGGAGGUUGCAGCCACAGUUGCCCCGGGGACAGAUCCAUACACUGUUAUGGUGGAUGAGUAUGAGAGGGGAAUGACGGCACAAAGGUUGGGGGAGAUAUUCAGGGACAUAAAGGAAUUCCUGCUGGCAUUGUUGAGCAACAAUGGGGAAAAGGGAAUUUCACAACAGAGGAGGCAAAGGAGAGAGAUUGGUGUCUCGAAUUUCUCUGGCAAUUAUGAUGUUGAGCAGCAAGAGCAGCUGUGCAGGAAGCUGAUUGACUUUCUUGGAUUUUGGCCAGAAAAUGGCCGCCUCGAUGUGGCCCAUGCAGCAACAACUUACACAUUGAGCAGUUCUGAUGUUCGCCUGGUGACAAAAAUUGCAAGUAACAACUUCUCAGAGGCACUUUUAGCAACGAUGCAUGAGUGUGGGCAUGCCUUUUAUGACUUGGGACUCAACAAGGACUACCAAGGGCUACCUGUGAGCAAGCCACUGAGUACUGGUAUGCACGAAAGCCAAGCAUUGAUUUGGGAGUAUCUUGUGGGAAAGAGCCACGAAUUUUGCACCUGGUUUUGGCCUAUGGCAAAGGAAUUUUUCCCUGAGCUUCAAACAAAGACUGCUGAUGAUUUCUACAGAUAUCUGAACACUGUGCAUCCAAGCCCAAUACGUGUGAACGCUGAUGAAGUCACAUACCCAUUGCAUAUCAUUUUGAGAUACGAAAUAGAGCGGGACCUCUUUGCGGGCACCAUUCACGCGGAUGAGGUGCCCAAGGUGUGGAAUGAAAAGAUGCAGGAUUACCUAGGAGUUUUGCCAAAAGAUGACAAUGAGGGCUGUUUGCAGGAUGUGCACUGGUCGUAUGGGUGCUUUGGUUAUUUUCCAGCUUACGCCUUGGGGGCUAUGUACUCUGUUCAAUUGUUUGAGGCAGCGCAAAGGGACGUUUUGGAUCUGAAAGGUUAUUUCAGGGAUGGCCAGUUCAAAGCACUCCUGGAUUGGCUGGGGAAGAACAUUCACAGCUGGGGGUCCUUGUUUGCCUCUGCAGAUUUGCUGUUGGAGGAGGCAACAGGGAAUCCAUUGAACCUGCAGGUUUACAAAGCAUAUCUUGCUCGAAAAUAUGAGGAAUCAUUGGCAUGA